Messenger RNA from Cololabis saira (Pacific saury), 1201 nucleotides. RefSeq lists its product as uncharacterized. Gene Ontology annotation, biological process: regulation of toll-like receptor signaling pathway. The transcript has 2 exons. Lineage: Eukaryota; Metazoa; Chordata; Actinopteri; Beloniformes; Belonidae. Bases 124 to 993 code for a protein of 289 amino acids. The record is from RefSeq and is a predicted model, not a curated record.
GCAGCGAGGCUGAACAAACGUUUGCAGGCUCACAGUGCCAUCACUAUCUCCGGCUGGCAGAAGAGUAAGGACCAAAAAGAGGACAGAAGCAGGCUAGCAGAGAAGAGCACGGUUCCUGGCAUCAUGUUGGCUGAAGGUUUUCUCAGAUUACUGUGUUACAGAGAGAAGAGAAAGUUUUACACCGCUUCCAGUCAAAAGAAAUGGCCGACGGAUAGUCAAUGUUCCCAGCAGUUCAACCCUGGCUCGAGCUCAUCGGACCUGCAGGUCAAGUCAUCUGAAGCAGUGCCAAACCAGGUAGUGCCAGACCCCAACCAACCCCAGGAACUACAGGUGACGCCUCAGGCUCCAGGCCUCCUCAUCCCCAGGUGCUUACCCGUAACCAUCAUGCAACCGGUGUGUAUUGAAGACUGCAGCCUCCUGCAACAGUACCCAGACCUGCAGGUGGCUGAUCCGGGCCGCAUCCCACACAACCCCCCGAGAGCCUCUGUGAGCCAGCACGACUUACACGGGCCACACACGCUCCCAGGGGAGUCCUUUCAACCACAAGUCCAGCAAGAGCCACAGAGAGAGCAGGUUCUUUCCGUUCCAGACCAGGGCUAUCUGGUCAUGGGGGCCAGCGUGAACAUCAGCCUGGAUCUGCCCGGAUCGGGGCUGGAGCCCAUGUCCAAUUCUGUGCUGAAUGGGCUACUGGAAAAGCAGCUGGAGGAGGUUUACAUGCAGCACCUGACUGACAACUUAGCUCGAUGCAACUCUCACCUGGGGAACAGCCUCCUGCACGGCCUGGUGCCGCCGCCGCAGCCCGGCCAGUCACAAGGACCCUACUCACUCGAGGUCAGUCAGGGAGAAGGUUCAAGACGAGACAGCAGCAGUGAAAUUAGUUAUAUGCACACCCAGAACUUAAUUCCCUGCUCGUCCACCUUCAGCUCCCCAGUGCUGAGGAUUUCAGAGCCAGACAAUCCUCAUCUGCAAGGAAACAUCCCGCCAAAGUAUUAAAUUUUCUCAACAAGAGUUUACGUCUAUGUGCUUGACAGUGAUGUAAAAACAAGUGUAAUUUACUGUAUCUGUGCUAUUUUUAUGCAGCGCCUUGUUUACUUGCUUAAUGAAUUGAUGCCACAAACAUAGCUGUUUCCAUACGCCAUCUGCUGUUCAGUUCUGGUACUACACCAGCAUGAAUUCAAACGUAUUAUACUUUUUUGUAGGU